Amoebophrya sp. A25 is the source of this 806-nucleotide messenger RNA. The record is from the annotation of a GenBank genome assembly. NCBI's taxonomy places the organism in Eukaryota, Dinophyceae, Syndiniales, Amoebophryaceae.
CACGCAUCCAGCCCGCGAGAGCUCGGUCGGUGAUGUGUCACUGUUGAUGAAAUUUCUGCAGGUGUCCCAGAAUUCUGCGCUGGGUGGCGCCCACCUGGCUUUCCUCUUCCUUGUGCACGGCGAAGAGAAGUAUCUAGAGGUUCUAGAGUCCGAGCUCGGAACUCUGAAAGAGCAGAUCGUGCGGUGUCGUCGGCGCAGCAGUGCUUUGCUCCAUGAGGAGCUCGAGCACAACGAGAUCUUGUCAUCAGGAGCGGCGGCCGGAUCUGACAAGCGGACCGCGAUCAAGCAGAAGUACGCGAAGCGUGAGGAAGAGCAAAUCAAUACGCACCACAGUUUCUGGGUCUCCGAUCCCACCGAUCCAGUGGGACAGAUUGCCUUCACACGGGAAGCCUUGCAACGGCGCCGCGAACUUGCAGCUGCGAAUAAGCGGGUCACGAACGUCGUGUUUCCGGGCUUUCUGCAUCUCGUGACGGGCGGGACCUACGGCGCACCAGAAACGGUCCCCAGUGACACAGCGCACGCGCGACCGGAAGACAGCAAGGACGAUUCCAAGAAAAAGCCUAAGAACGCAGAAGGUGCACACAAAGCACCACAGCCAGCACCAGCAACCGCCCGCAGUGCGACUAGUACUAGCUCUUCGGACUACUCGACCGGCACAAGUGACAGUAGCAGCGAUGCUGGUGCCCCUGCUGGCAAGCCAGGUGCACCAGCGAAGUCGGGUGCCACUGCUGCGGCACCUGGCGCGGCUCCCGCUGAUAAGGCUGGCGCAAAAGCAGCCGCCAAAGCGGCAAAGAAGGAGGCCAAGG